This is a messenger RNA of Physcomitrium patens, 1369 nucleotides long. Its product is annotated as mediator of RNA polymerase II transcription subunit 28. The record is from RefSeq and is a predicted model, not a curated record. Gene Ontology annotation, cellular component: mediator complex. Gene Ontology annotation, biological process: regulation of DNA-templated transcription. NCBI's taxonomy places the organism in Eukaryota, Viridiplantae, Streptophyta, Bryopsida, Funariales, Funariaceae.
GCGUUCGGAUGGUAAAAGUGCUGCAUAUUUCUUAGUACAGAUUUUCCUCAUCAUGCAUGUUCUAAUCCAAUUGCAACGAACAUGCUUGUGUUCGGGACAACUUAAACUGGAGCCAGCUUAGCGGUCAUAGACAGCACGCCGGUAGUAGGCUAAUCCACCCUUGGGAAGUAGCCGUGGGACGAAUGCUGUUAACGCACAUUAUUGCGUUCGUUCAUCGGGGGUCCCGGGAUGUGUCGGAGACGACUUGCCGAAAGGGGCUGAACGUAGAGUCUCGUGAAGCGUCGUCACUCAUCGUCACGCAACAUUCUGUUGCGACAGAAGUGAACGAGAGAUUGCACGCGAGUUGUCUGAAGGCGAAAGGAGGACCAUGGCGGCCACGCCGGGUGGUGGUGGAGGUGGCAAUGGAGGAGGAGGUGGUGGUGGUGGAGGUGGCAAUGGAGGAGGAGGUGGUGGUGGUGGUGGUCCAGAUCUGCUCAGUCUUGUGGCAUCUUUGGAUGCAUCUCUUCUGCCAUGUCUUCCAGCUCGGGAGCUUCAGGCCGUCGACCGCUCUACUCACCCCUCGCAUCAAGUUGAUGUUGAAAGACACGCGGCUGACUUCAUGGAGGCUGCUAAAACUUUGCAGUUGUAUUUUAUACGCGCCCAACAUCGACAUCAGCCUUCUAGAGAAGAAGCUUUGAAAAAGGAAAUUGCAGCAUUAGAAGCGGAAUUGAAAGUAAAAGAUGCAUUGAUGGAGAAACAAAGCAAGCUCUUGCGGCAUUGGCAAAGUUUACUGGAAGCUCAGAAGAACACUCACAUUGAGGAGCUUGAACGAGUAUAAGUCACUUCAUUCUGUAUACCUCAUCGCCAUUCUUAGUCCACCACUGUGGAGGCUGUUCGGUGGUGGAUUCCAUGGUUCGACUUCAACCCCUUUUGGUUGCAUAGGAUUAUCGCAGCUGGUUUACUACAAGGAGAGCCUCUAGGGCAAAGUAUUGCCGCACGUUUACAAGGGAUUUUUGAGCACUAUUCGACCCUCGUUACUCCCCGUCCCUAGCAGAUGGUGUAAGAACUCUACAAACAGCGCAUUCGAACGCUUUGCAGGCGAGACGUCCAAGUUUCACCUGCAUUGUGGCCGUCGUCCCCCAGAACUGAGCUAUGUCUGGAUUAAAUCAUGAAGUCGGUGUGAGGUCUCUUGUUGGUUGUGGAUUCUAACUGUGCGGAAGCAUAUCUCGGAAAUGGUAUCCUUGAUUCUUUUGAUUACUACCAUGGCCGUGAACUGAAGGUUUUCGCUGCCCAAUGAACACUUGUACAAAUCUCAAUAGUAGUAAUGGAGCUUGGGGUCGGAGUUGUGGACAUAGUUCCUCAACUGUUUUUGACCAGAUUUGUCAAAUCA